Crotalus tigris (Tiger rattlesnake) is the source of this 7595-nucleotide messenger RNA. RefSeq names its product SHOC2 leucine rich repeat scaffold protein (gene SHOC2). The record is from RefSeq and is a predicted model, not a curated record. NCBI's taxonomy places the organism in Eukaryota, Metazoa, Chordata, Lepidosauria, Squamata, Viperidae. The coding region runs from base 451 to 2199 and encodes 582 amino acids. The transcript is spliced from 10 exons. Gene Ontology annotation, molecular function: protein binding.
GGCGCGUACGCCGAAGGGAGUAGCUCUCCGGCUGCGGCUGGAAUGUGAAGCUAGCGAGCGAGGCAGGGAGGAAACGCCGGAGAAGGCAGUCGGAGGUAACUUUGAAUACUAGAAGUUGUGAGUGAACAUUAUAAAAUAUCUCUGCUUGGUUUUGGAAGAGUCCCUCUGUUUCAAUAUAUCUGGAGAUGGACAUAACUCAUACUAUACAGAACUUCUAAUGAAGAUUUUUUUUUGUUGUCUAAGCACCAGUAACUAAGUUUUCUGAUAUUGAAGCUAUCUGGAUCCAACAUGUAGCAGAUAACUACUAUGCCGCCAUACUUCUAGACCACAUUUUGUUUUUUAAACCUCCUUGUAUAUCAACAGUGAACGAAUUAUCUUUAUUCCUCUUUUGGAUUUUGUUAACUAAAAUUCAAGUUGGAUUUCAAGUGGUAUUAAUUAAACUGAGGAACAAUGAGUAGUAGUCUUGGAAAAGAAAAAGAUUGUAAAGAGAAGGAUCCCAAAGUGUCUUCAGCAAAAGAAAGGGAGAAAGAGGCCAAGGCCUCUGGUGGAUUUGGGAAAGAAAGUAAAGACAGAGAAUCUAAGACCAAAGGGAAGGAAACCAAAGAUGGGAAGAAGGACUCCAGUAGUGCACAGCCAGGCGUGGCUUUUUCAGUAGACAACACAAUAAAACGGCCCAAUCCAGCUCCAGGGGCCCGUAAAAAGUCCAGUAAUGCUGAGGUGAUCAAAGAGUUAAACAAAUGCCGGGAAGAAAAUUCAGUACGUUUGGACUUGGCUAAGAGGUCUAUACAUCUGCUCCCAUCAUCUAUCAAAGAGUUAACCCAGUUGACGGAACUUUAUUUAUAUGGAAAUAAGUUACAGUCACUACCUGCUGAGGUAGGCUGUCUUGUGAAUCUGGAAACUUUGGCCUUAAGUGAGAACUCACUCACCAGCCUUCCGGACUCUCUUGGUAACUUGAAACAGCUUCGCAUGGUUGAUCUACGGCAUAACAAAUUGAGAGAGAUUCCUCCUGUGGUGUAUAGGCUAACUUCCCUUACUACACUUUAUCUGCGCUUUAAUCGUAUCACUUCAGUGGAAAAGGAUAUCAAGAACUUGUCCAAUCUCACCAUGCUAAGCAUACGGGAGAACAAAAUCAAACAACUCCCUGCAGAAAUUGGUGAGUUGUGUAACCUCAUAACCCUGGAUGUAGCCCACAAUCAGCUUGAACAUCUUCCAAAGGAGAUUGGCAAUUGCACACAGAUCACCAAACUUGAUCUACAGCACAAUGAACUUUUGGACCUUCCAGACACUAUAGGAAAUCUAUCUACUUUGAAAAGCCUUGGUCUGAGAUAUAACCGUCUCUCAGCAAUACCCAGGACUCUGGCACAGUGCAGUAAACUUGAUGAGUUAAAUUUGGAAAACAACAUUAUUUCUACUUUGCCAGAGGGUCUCUUAUCCAGUCUUGUGAAUCUGACUAGCCUAACUCUGGCACGGAACUGUUUUCAAUCUUAUCCUGUGGGUGGUCCUUCACAGUUCUCUACUAUCUACGCUCUAAAUAUGGAACAUAACCGCAUUAACAAAAUUCCUUUUGGAAUUUUUUCUAGAGCAAAAGUAUUAAGUAAGCUGAACAUGAAGGACAAUCAGCUGACAUCACUUCCCCUGGAUUUUGGGACAUGGACUAGUAUGGUGGAACUCAAUUUAGCGACAAAUCAACUCAACAAAAUUCCUGAGGAUGUAUCUGGACUUGUUUCUCUUGAGGUUCUUAUUUUGUCAAAUAACCUCCUAAGAAAUCUCCCACAUGGCAUUGGAAAUUUGAGGAAACUGAGAGAAUUGGAUUUAGAGGAAAAUAAGCUGGAAUCUUUGCCAAAUGAAAUAGCAUACCUUAGGGAUUUGCAGCGACUGAUCCUAACGAAUAAUCAGUUGAGCACUCUUCCUAGAGGAAUUGGUCACCUUAUCAAUCUGACACAUCUGGGGCUAGGAGAAAACUUUCUUACACAGCUUCCUGAGGAAAUUGGUACACUGGAGAAUCUGGAAGAACUGUAUCUAAAUGACAACCCACAUCUAAACAGCCUUCCUUUUGAACUGGCUCUUUGCAGCAAACUAUCCAUAAUGAGCAUUGAGAACUGUCCGCUCAGUACCCUUCCAGCUCAGAUUGUUGCAGGUGGACCUUCCUUUAUCAUCCAGUUUCUCAAAAUGCAAGGACCAUAUCGAGCCAUGGUCUGACUGAUAUCUUCCCCGAUGAUGUACAAAAUAUAAAUGGCUUUUGUGGUGUCAUUAUGUAUAUAGUAUCUAGGCUACAUGGUGCCCAGUGUGGAUAAAAUGGAUUGUCCCGUACACUCUACUAAAUGCAAACUGCACUGUUAGUAUUGUGUAUUUGUGUAAAUAUAAUAUAAUAUAUAGAUUGUAUAUUAUAUUAUAAAACAAAUAAUAUAAAACAGGCAAAUUUCAGACCACACAUAUGUGUUCCUGCUCAUAGAGGAAACAUAGCCAUUUAGAUUUUUUUUUCCAUUGUAAAUGCUUGUUCAAGUUUUCUUUAGUGAAUUUAAUGGUUAUCUGGAUAAUUUGGUGUACCAGUUCACUGAAAACAAUGUCAAUUAACUGCUGAUCAAUUUAAGGGAAAAUAUUUUUAAACCAAGCCUUUUCCUGUUGGAUAAAAAGCAACUUAGUCACACAAAUUAUUUUGUCAUUCCUUGUAGUUCUCAUUUUGUGACAAAAUAUUGGAAUUAUUUGUAUUUUUCUUUAUUCUGGAAAAUCCUUUAACUUAUUUUAAGUUUUAAAAUGAAUGGUCUUGUAUGUUUACAGUCAGGGUAUGUCACUGGAUUGGGGGUGGCGUGGGAUUUACUCUGUUUUAUUGAAUCUAGAAGUUGUAUUCUUCUGCUGAGGGCUUUUUAUUGACUGAUUCAUAUUAUUGCAAAAAUAUAAGCAACUAGUUAGUGAAAAGAAAGUAAGUCCAACAGAAGCUUGAGUUCCUUUGAAUUCAUCAGUUGUAAGCAUAUCAUAGUGAAGAAACAAUUAUUUUAUGGUUGCCUCAUUUAGUAUAAGCAACAUUUUUCACUUUAAGAAGUGACAAAUUUGUAGAAAAGUAUCAUGUUCUGUUAAGAUUUAGUAUUGCGUCAAUGAUGGAUCUGAAAUGCAACAGAUAAUUGUAAGGGUUUUUCCUGGUCUUUGUGCAAUUAAUGAAUGUGUCUUUUUUUGAAACCCUGCAGUAUACGUAAAAUUUAUGGUCGGUUGACAAUGUUACUCUGGUUUUAUAUCUUGCCUUGCCUUGUACAUCCUCCCAUUAUUAUGGAGUGUCUGCGUCAAAGCACAAUAUCUUCAUGCUGUGCUGUUUUGCUGCUGAACUAAAUGCACUUUUCCCUGUAAAAAUGGGACACUUGCUUCAAAAUAAUCAGUUCAGUACCAUGAUUUAUUCUUUUAACCUCAUCCUAUCAAUCUCAGUAUUAAAAACUGGUCUGUUUGGAAAAUAAGGACACUUUUUCAUUUGUAUUUAGAAUAUGAUUGCUCAGUAGAAAACCAUUAAGUGAUUGAAUAGAAAACAUGCGGUUUAUUGUCAUUUUCAUGGCUGUACAAAGGGCUAAUGAUGCUGCAGUGAUUCUUGCUACUGCACUUGAUGUGCUAUUUCGAAUUGGAUGCUCACAUAGCAAUUACAUUUGAGAUAAAUUGGUUUUCAGUUUCAAUUCAUUAUGAUGGGUUUGCUUAAGGGAUUCUAGAAUUAAAAAGGUUCUUUAAAUUAUACAUCAUAGAUGUCAGAUAAUUUUUUCAUUUGUGGUAAAAAGUUUGUGUUUUUUUAUUUUGAUAUUAAUGUCUAUUUGAUAGGCACAAUCCUGAGAUCAUCAGAUAUACUUAUUCUGUUGAAAUCAACACAAUUCAUUGAACGUUUCACUCAUAAACACCAAUAAGCUCUGAGUAAAUACUUCUUAAGAUUGUUUUGUAAGAGCCAUUGAUUUUAGUGGUUGUGAAUGUUCUUUUAGAUUGAGUCAGCAUAAUUUACUUCCUUCAUCUGUGAGGUGAAUUUUAGCAUUCAUUAAUUUUAUCUCUGGCAAGGAAGAAAUCCUUUAAGAAAGGCAGGCAGAGAUAUAAAACCUUAAAGGGCUAUUUUAGAUGUCAGUGGACUUGCAAAAUAUUAUUGGGUUGGACCAGAUUUAUACAUAUCUCAUUGGAUGAUAAAAGUAGGCUUAGAAGGAUCUCAUCAAGGGAAUUGUUGAAUUUGACAAGCUUUUGGGAUUGUUUGCUGAAAAAGAAGAUAAUUGAUAACAGUGUCUUUCAUAAGAGUGUCCCUCUUUGUCUCUCAGAUAUUGGUAAACUACAUGGAGAAACUCGGACCUUAGGUCACCGGGAAACUAAUGUGGAGAAAGCAAUCUAAUCUUACCAGUUCUAUUAACCAGUAUAGCUGAAUUCAUACCAUCGAUUUUCCACCACUUUCUUUAAAGUAAAUAUAUGAAUAUCUAAUUAACCUGGAUACUUGUUGAUAAUAAUGUAUAGUUGCAGCUGCCUACAAGCAAUCUGUCUGAAUAUUGAAGUGUUAAAAUACAAAGAUGCUUAUAGUGGUGGUUAAAAGAUUAAAAUCUACUUUUUGCUGAAGUUGUAAACGUGUUCCAUUUAUUUAGUAUGUGUAUAUUUAAUUCGUUGCCCACAUGCACUUUUGUUUUAGGUGGAAAUAAUCUUUUUCCAGUCAAUUGUUUCUUUUAUUUUUUAAAGUAAGAGUUUAGCCAUAUGUUAAACAUUUUGCUAGAAAGGAUUGAAAAUAUUUCAGUAAAUUUUUAGAGUUAAAGUAGGAUAGUACACUCAUAGUAGGCAGGAUUCACCUACCACUUGGUGGACUUGUGGCAGAUUAAAUUUAUAGUUUAAUCUGUAAAUAUAUUGAUAUAAAUGUUCAUGUUAAAAAUAUUAUUUGACUAUUUUUCUUUAAAAAAAUCACUUGCAUGUUAGAAACUAUUCACUGAUUUUUUUAAAAAAAUUAUUGAAAAAAGUUUAAAAAGCAGUGGAACUGGAAACCUGCUUCAGCAUAGCUUGGUUUAUUAAUAUAAACCAUAUAUUGUAAGAAUGUAUUCUGAAAUAUAUUCUGAUAGUUGGAACAGAAAUCACAAUACUGCCAACUCCUGUUUAGAUUUAGUUUUUGUUAAAUAAUAAAUUUACAAGAAAAUGUAAUUAUUGGCUACACAGCAUUAUAUACAUAUUAUAAAAAAAAUAAUUUUUACUUUAAAAAUUGAAUUUAUGAUUCCUGAAAAGUAUGUAGCUUGCUGUAUUGGUGCCAUCAGAUUUUGAGAGGAAAUUCUAUAAUUAUUUGAUUUUUACUGAAACAUUUAAAGAUAUAUCUGUAGAGAAUUUUACUUUCUCUUGUUUACUAUACAGGUAGCCCUCAACUUACAACCACAACAGGGACUUGAAAAUGUGUUAUUAAGCAGUGUGGUUGUUAAAUGAGUUAUCACAUGACCACACCCAAUUUUAUGAUCUUUUUGACUGUGUUCAUUAAACAAGACAUCAUAUGACCACAGCUUACAAUCUCCAUCCAGCUAUCCCAUUGAUUUUGGUUGUCAUAAACCAGAUAGGAGGCUCACAAAUGGAGAUCAGGUGAUUGCAGGAUGCUGUGACUGUGGUAAAUGUGUGACAGUUGCUAAGCACCUGAAUUGUGAUCAUGUAAUGCAGAGAUGCUGCAAUGGUCAUAAAUCUGAGAGCUAGUCGUCAGUCACUUUUUCCCUUGUAACUUUGAACAGUCAUUAAAUGAAUGGUCAUUAAGCAGGGAUUACCUGUAGAUUUUGUAAUAAUACUCAUUCACCUUUUGGUAAAAAAAUCAAUGUAUUCAAUCAAGUCUCUCUGAAAGAUUCUGAUAACAGACAAUCCAUAUCUUCCAAUAACAAAGAUCCAUUUAGUUCAACUAAUUUAAUAAGGUUUGUAUAUAAUAAUAAGCUUUAUAGUUGGAUUUAAUUUUUGGUUUAGCAAAUCCAUCUCAAUUAAGAAACAAUAACAUUCUUUUUCCAACAUAUUACAAUUUGAAAUUGAACUUGAGUUUAAAGCUUAUAUCUCCUGUGUCUGAACGCAUAAUUGUGGCUUGCCUUUGUUUUUGUGGUUUGCCCAUUUUUUGGAUUAUUGGAAAGAAGUUGGCAAAAAUAAACCAACUGGAGUCAUAUAAAAUAGUGGUUAUGAUUUGUCUCUGUUCAAUAACCAUUCAUCCAAUAAAUCUUGGCUUAAUGUUUAUGAAUACAGCCAUACAUUUGUUCAGAAUGUGUAAAGUAGAUUUCUUAAUAUAUCCGGAAAAAUUCUCAGCCCUGUUUCAACAGUUGCUAUCAAAUUUUAAUAUUGAAGAAAAAGAAGGUUAUUAAAUAUAUGAGAAAUAAUAUCAAGAAUCUUUAUAUUAAAUCUAUUUUUUGUUUGGGCUUUAAUUUUGGAGUAAUGUCUUCCAUGUGUUGUUCAACGGUCAAGUGCAGUUCUCAGCUUAAAAAAAAGUUUCAUACCUUUCCACAUCUAUGGAACAAAAUGAACUCUCCUCUAAUUGCAUGUAAUUGCAUAGUUGUCAGUAUCAUUGGAUGUACAGUACUCCAGUCUUAACUUAUCUACUGUAGCAGCUAAUAGUAUUUUAAUGGCAAAUAGGACAGAAAGGAAACUUAAAUUUCACUUGCACUAUUGCAGUAGCCUAUUAGAAUUAUAAAUUAUGAUAUUUUUUCAUGAUAUUUUGAGAGAGAGAGAAUUCAGUCCUACUAUCUAGGAAUAAAUUACAACAUUGAAAUACUAAUUGGCACUAUUUGUCUUUUCAAAAUGAAUUUAUAUGUCUUUGUUCUAUAUCAUACUUAGAAUUUUAGUAGUCUACAUUCAGUGCCAUUGUCUUAAAAGGUUUUUCCUAAAUUUCCUUGGUGGCUAUUUAAAAUAAUAAUUUGAUUAAUAAUUUAAAGUUCUUAAAAUUUAUCUUUGCAAAUCUGAUAUUGUAUGAAUGAUUUUUUUUUUACUGGCAAAACAGGAUUUCCUCCACUGCUGUUGCCAAUCUCCACCAGAAUUCCCAAUGCUCUUUCAAAAUCUACUUUGGAGUGCAUCCCCAUCUCAGGGCAUUUUGACUAUGAGGCGAGAUCUUCAGGGUAAUGAAUCACCCUCCUCUAAUUCUAGAGGACAGCCAUCAACAUAAAAACAGCAUUCAAUUCCAAGCUGCGUUUGGAAGAGAAUUGUGCACCCUAAAAUAGUUUGCCAAACAUUUCUAAGAAGAGAGGUCUACUUGCAAUCAAGACAAGUAAAGUUUAAAAUGGAAUGUUUCACCUGGGCAAUUUUUGGAAUGAUUUUAUAUUCUUCACAUACUGGGGAGGGAAAAAAUAUUUUCCGGAUUAUUCAAAAUCCUGAAUGCAAAAGACCAUUUAUAAGCCUAAAUUGCACUAGCUUUGUAUCUUUAAUCAGCAUGUCAGAACUUGCUUUUAAUUAGGUAUAUACACUUGGCAGUAAUUUGCACAGUCACCAACAUUAAAAGGCACAUAUAGGACAAUUGCUAAUGAUAAUUUUUAUUUAGUAAAGAUAUGAAAAUUCUGUACAUUGUUUCAAUAUUGCAGUCUUAUGCAGAAUGAUACAUAAUUCUGCCUGAUUCCAUGAGUCCACAUAAUUUGUGAAUUGAUAAUAAAAGCGUGUAAAACAGCCUACAAAAA